AGAAUCGAAACUGAUCUCAGCUCAGAACCAAUGCGGGUGCACAGGAGCUCAUGGUUCCAGUGUUCCAAUGGCCCAGUAGCCUUGCCCAUCAUCCUGAAGAACCUGGCUAGCAUCAGAGAUGGCAUCCUCUGAGUGCAACCCAAGACCUGCCAGGAUGCCACUCACAAAGGGGCCGGACCUGGCUGGGCUCUGUGCUCAGAUGGACCUUCACCUAGGCUGUUCCCUAUGCACUCAGUGCCUCAAUCGGAACACUUACAUCCUGCAGCAGGUGGAGCACGACUGCCCCAGUGAGAUCUUGCUGGCCCGCUUCAAGCAAGCUGCCAAGACCAAUGUCUGGCGCAAGGUGGGCCACAGGCCCAUGUUCCCAAGGCCUUUGUGCUAUAAAGUCUGCCGUUACUUUAGCCCUGAGUUGGGCUGCAGACGCCAUUGGAACAGGUGCACCUUCGCCCACAGCCCUGAGGAGGCAUUGGUCUGGAACUUUGAACGCAAACACAACCUUCUCCGCUUGAGACUGAAAGCUGCUAUGCUGGGCACCAGAGCCCAGGGUGGGCCACAUGCCCCAGCUGAUAUUAUACAAGCAGAAUUUGGUGGCCACUUUUGGCUGCUCUGUGCCCUCUGCUUCAGGCGCCAUCCCCCAUGCCUCCGCCAUGUAGACUCCAGGGGUCAUUGCCCUGUGCACAAAACCUGCCCCUCACUCCUUACCCACGUGAACACUGAGGGCCACAAGCAACAGUUUGUGGAGGUGCGGCCACAGCCCCCAAACAGCCAUCCUCUAAACUACUGCAUGUUUGUGGGGCGUGGACAGCCAUGCCGCCAUGGGGCCUCACGCUGUCAAUAUGCACACAGUGCUGUGGAGAUGGCAGUGUGGAAGGCUGAGCGGCUGGAUGGGCUCCAGAGAGGGGCUCUGCUCACAUACCCUGCCCUCAGGGAAGACAAGCUUAAAGCCCAUCCUGGCCAGACCCCUGAAGCCCAGCUGUACUGCCAUGUCUGCCUGGUCACCUGCCACUCUCAGGAAGCCUUGGAGAACCACUGUUCUUCCCUGGAGCAUGCAGAGAUGGUGGCCUUUGAUCAGGCAGUGGCAUGGAAGCACCGUGCCCCACCCAUGGGGCUCUCCAAAUUUGAGCUCUGUCCUAGGCCUGACCUCUGCGAGUAUGGGGAUGUCUGCAUCAAGGCACACUCAGAACAGGAGCGUCAGGAGUGGGUCCAGCGGGCACAGGCUAUGGAGCGGCGUGAGCAGGCUGCCUGGCAGGAUGGGCUGGUGCCCUACAGGGCACGGCUGCUGGCUGAGUACCAGCGCAGCAGCAAUAAGGACCUGGUGAUGGCUGAGACCAUUCAUGGGGUGUCCAUUACCUGCCACCAGCCUCUGGUGCAUCAAGCCCAGGACAAGAAGGCUCUGCAUAGCUGGAUGUUCACCAUCCAUUCUGAGGACCCCCUGCUGCAUGUGGCCCUGCUCAAGCAGGAGCCUGGGGCAGACUUCUUGCUGGUGGGCCCCUGCCUUCUACCAGGCCGGCUUUAUGCACAGGGCAAGCACUUCCGUAUGCCUGAUGCCCCAGCCCAGUUUCUGGUGGGUGUGCAUGUGCAGGCCUUCUCUUUUGGCACCUUUGAGCAAUGGGUGGUCUUUGACUUUGGCCGCAGGCCAGUGCUGCUCCAGAAGCUAGUGCUGCAGCUAGGCCAGGCACAUUCUCCAGGUCUCUGUGGGAGGCCAACACCCAGCUGCCCUGAGGAGCUGGACUGCUGGCACAUAGGCAACCGCUAUGUGGUGUUCGAGGUGGAGCGGACACCUGAACAAGUGGCUCUUAUGGUCAAGUACAAAGUCCCAGAGUCCAGUGUCAGUGAUCUGGUCUGGGAUCCCAUCUCUUGCACCAACUACCGGCAGAGGAUGCACAGCUUUCUCUACAAGGAGGAGACAGCUCAGCAGCAGCUGGUGGACAAGCUGACCAUGAGGGGCCCAGUAUCCCUGAAGACAGCAUUACAGACGCCAGCACUCGGCAUGCUCUUUGCACCACCAGAAGCCCUCUAUGCUGAAGUCCCUGUCCCCUCUCUGACACCAGACACAGACCAGGGCUUCCUACUGGGCCGAGCAGUUAACACAGCCCUUGUGGCUCCUGUGCCUGCACCUGAUGACACAGUGUAUGAGGUGCGCCUGGAGAAACGAGCCAGCUCAGAGAAUGUGUUGUGGCUGCUGCUGCCAGCACGCUGCUGCAUUGCCCUAGGGCUGCAGCCUGAGACGAGCCCCAUCUUAGAGGUGCAGUUCCAGGUUGACCCUCUGAUAUUCUGGCUCUGGCACCAGGCAGUGGACACAUUGCCUGAGGAGCGCUCAGUGGUGCCUGAUCUGCUGGCUUGCUCCCUGCCUUGCCCUUGGCCCACCCCACCCUCGUUUUGUGGCAACAGCAAACAGAAGCUGGCUGUGGGGCUUAUUGCAGGCAGCAGCCAUGAGGACACAAAGCCUGUCCCACCACUGCUCAUCUACGGUCCUUUUGGCACUGGCAAGACUUAUACACUGGCCAUGGCUGCCCUGGAGAUUGUCCGGCAGCCCUGCACCAAGGUGCUCAUCUGCACGCACACCAACAGUGCUGCAGACAUCUAUAUCCGGGAGUAUUUCCAUGGCUAUGUCAUCAAAGGCCAUCCAGAGGUGGCUCCACUUCGGGUGAUGUACACAGAUCGCCCACCAAGCCAGACUGACCUGGCCACACUGAAGUACUGCUGCCUGACUAAGGACCGCCAGUCCUUUCGCAUGCCCACAGAGGCAGAGCUGGUGUGUCAUCGCCUGGUGGUCACCACCACCUCCCAAGCCCGCAAGCUCCAGGUGCCAGCAGGCUUCUUCUCCCACAUCUUCAUUGAUGAGGCAGCCCAGAUGCUAGAAUGUGAGGCCCUCACCCCACUGGCUUAUGCUUUGCCAUUCACCCGUGUGGUGCUGGCUGGGGACCAUAUGCAGAUCACACCCAAGCUCUUCAGUGUGCCCAGGGCCAAGGCCGCUAAUCACACACUGCUGUACCGCCUCUUCCUCCACUACCAGCAGGAGAAGCACAAGAUUGCCCAGCAGAGUCGCAUAAUCUUCCAUGAGAACUACCGCUCCACCACAGCCAUCAUCAGUUUUGUUUCCCGUCACUUCUACAUGGCCAAGGGAAACCCUAUCCAGGCCAGGGGCAAUGUCCCAUGCCACCCCCAACACUAUCCUCUCAUGUUCUGUCAUGUAGCAGGCAGCCCUGAGCGGGACAUGUCUAUGACAUCCUGGCUCAACGUGGCCGAGGUUGCUCAGGUGGUUGAGAAGGUACAGGAGGUCUACAAUACCUGGCCUUGCUGCUGGGGGGACCAGGAGCAGAGACAAAUAUGUGCUGUCUCCCAUGGUGCCCAGGUGAGCGCACUGAGGCAGGAGCUAAGGAGGAGAAACCUGGGUGAGGUGUCAGUGGGCAGUUUUGAGAUCCUGCCAGGACGUGAGUUCCGAGUGGUGGUGCUGAGCACUGUCCACAGCUGCCACAGCCUGCUUAGCCCUGGGGCACAAACCUCAGAGUUCUUCACUGAUUCCCGUGUGCUGAACACAGUCAUGACCCGUGCCCAGUCACAGCUGGUGGCUGUGGGAGAUGCCAUAGCCCUCUGUUCCUUUGGGGACUGCAGAAAUCUCUGGAAGAGCUUCAUCCGUGAAUGUGUGGAGCAUCACAGUGUCUGCCCUGAGGACCUAUCUCUGGGGCAGAUUGAACAGGGUGUGGCCCAGAGGCGGCACUGGACCUGUGUAGCACUCCAAACUGGGGGACCAGCUGCAGAGCACAUGGCUGUGGCCCAGGUUAUGCAGGGUUCCAUGGCUAAAGCAAGCACAGUCAGGGUGAAGGCAGAAGCUGGGACCAGGCCCUGGAUGGGCUUGCCAUUGAGGGAGGCAGCCUCGGCACAGGCUGACGCAUCAGCAGGGGACACAGCAAAGGGGGACUUGGUCCCUCAGGGUGCAGCAACAGGAGCGUCCACCCUGGAGGGGGUCGUGUCUGAGGACCUCGAGGACUUUGAAUCUGACUUCUGGCCCUCUGACUGGGAGCUCAACGCUGAUGACACCAUCCUGAAGGAACUCCUUGAUGAGAGCCGGCAGGUGACUGUGACUACUAGGGAGGAUGGGCUACUGGACACCAUGGCUCAGCCUAUGUCCCCACAUCAGGCCCGGCAGUACACAAACCUACCCUCAGCUACAAUGCAGAAGUUGCUGCACUCAGAGCCCAAAGUAUAUCGCCGCUGCGCCUUCCUUCAGGAGACAUUUGAACAGGCCUUGGCCACUCCACUGGAUGACAUGGGCUCCAGUCCCAUCCAGAUCAGGGGUCGCCUGAACUGCGGGAUGGCCUUCUCUGGGGAUGAGGUGCUGGUGAAGGUCUUGGGCCUGGUGGCUGGUGACAGGGGCACCCCAGGGCAGCUGCAGGGCUGUGUGGUAGGAGUGCUAAAGAGGAGGAAACGUGAGCUGACCUUCUUGUGCCGGAUGGACAAAUGGGAUCCCCGCAUUAUGAUCCCCAUCAACAUCUCUGUGACCAAGAUCUUUGUGGCAGAGCUGAAGAAUCCACAGCAGAUCCCCAUUCACUGCCUAUCCCAGGGUCGCAUGCAGCGUGUAAGACAUGAAAAUCUCACACCCGAGGCCCUGCGCAACCGGCUGUUCUGGGUCCGUAUUGUCCUAUGGCGGAAACGUUUCUAUUAUCCACUGGGCAUCAUCCUGGAGGUGCUACCUGAGGCUAGUACCUGGGAGCAGGGCCUUCAUGCCUUAGACCUGGAGCAUGGCCUAAGGGCCCCCAUUCCAAACCCAGCCUCUAUCUCCAAGGCACUGCAGAGAUACCAAUCGGAGCUCAGCAUGGCUACCCGUUACCGAGAGGACUGCCGGAACAUCCUGACCUUCACUGUGGACCCCCAGGGUGCUUGCAACCUUGACGAUGCCCUCAGUGUUAAGGAUCUAGGCCCAGAGUAUGAGGUGGCUGUGCAUAUUGCUGAUGUGGCCAGCUUGUUGCCCAGAGAUGGGGUGUUGGACAAAGAAGCCCGCCGGCAAGGCAUUGCUUUCUAUGCCCCCAAUAGGGAGCCAGUGCCCAUGCUUCCAGCUAGCUUGUCCCAGGAUGCGCUUAGCCUCUUGCCAGGCCAGGACCGCCUUGCCAUCUCUCUCUUCCUCACCUUGGAGAAGGGUAGUGGCAAGCUCCAGAGCCUGCACUUUGCACCCUCUGUGAUCUGCUCUGACUUCCAGCUGACCUAUGAGGAGGCUGAGGUGUUGAUCAAAGGGUACCCGGGAGCUGGUCUGGAGCUGCCAACCCACCUGGACUCUGUGGAGGCCUGUGUUGUGGCCGCUUACUACUUCUCCUGGGUGCUGCGCCGGCAACGCUUGCUGGCUGCUUGCCACUAUGAGCCACCCGAUGAGGACAGUGGGUUGGGCUUUCGUGCAGCCCACAUCAUGGUUCAAGAGUACAUGAUCCAGUUUAAUAGCCGGGUGGCUGAAUUCCUGAUCGGCAACAAGCAUACACAGUCAGUCACACCACUGAGGUGGCAGCCCACACCCAGUACCCACCAGCUCAAUGCUGUGUCAGAGAAACACAGGGAGCUCGUGCCCCUGUCGCUGCACUUGUGCCACCACUUGCAUGGCACCCAUAACACCCCCAGAAAGCAGCUACACCUUUUGACUUCCCUCUGGAAGCAUGUGCAGCUUGCAGCUCAUAACCAGGACUAUAGCCAGAUGGUGGACCUCAUUGCCACAGAUGACAUGCAUCCUUCAUUGGCGCCUAUGAGCCUGGACUUCCGAAGGGCUCUGGGCCGCAGUGUUUUUGGCCACUCUGGCCAGGGUGAGCAACAGCCAAUUGGCCACUACUCUCUUCAGGUGGACUGGUACACAUGGGCCACAUCACCCAUCCGCAGGUACGUAGAUGUGGUGCUCCAGCGGCUGAUUCUUUUGGCUCUGGGCCAUGGAGGCUCUGUGUACUCCAUCAAGGACAUAGAUGGACUCUGCCAGGACUUCAGUGGCCAGUACGCAUCCGCCCAGAGCUACCAGCGGCGGGCCUGUAGCCUGCAUCUGGCCAUCCAGCUCAAGACCCAGCCUCGAGACAAACUGGGCUUUGUGGUAGAUGUUGAGAUAGGUGCCCACUGCUUCAAGCUGCUCUUCCCUGCCAACCGAGAAACUCUGCCUGACCCAUGCCCUGUCUACUACCAUUCCUUACAGCUGGCUGAACACCCCCAUGAGCUCGUGAACCAGCCAGGCCUGAGGCUUGUGUGGAGGCGCCGUAUCUAUUCCAUGCAGCCAUCUCAGCCACCCUCCCCACUGCCUGGCAUCCUGUUUGACCCACAUACUUGGGUUGUCAGUGCAGCCCUAUGGAAGCAGCUGCUGGCCCUGGUGGAAGAUCAGCAUUGGCCUAAGGUGGCUGCCCUUGUCCAGGAACAGGAUAAAGAGGAGUUCCAGCAACGGGAGCUGGGAAAAGUGCACCACCAGAGUGGCUAUGGUCAAUACGUGGAGGUGGUGCGGGAGCUGGGCAGAGGUGAUACGCUGCAAGUACAGCUCAGUGCCAGCCUGCAGCGAGGCUUCCUGGCACCAGCCCUGCAGCUGUGGACUGUGGUGCCUGGCUUCAGCCUCUGCCUGCAGCAUAUGGAGCAACCGGGAGACUGUUUCUCAGGCCCUGAAGGCCAUGUGCAGAAGGCCUUGCGAGAUCAGUACCGCAAAGUAGGCGAGUACUCACGUGUGUGGGGACCACUAUGUGCACUGGAGUCAGUCACCAAUGCUGUUGCAGAGAAUGAUUCCAUCUUGCUGCAGCAUGUGCGCAUUUUUUGGGAUGCAGAGAGGACAUUUCAGGGGCAGCUACAGGGCACCUUCCAGCUAGAUGCUGCCUUCCUCCAAGAGAAUGGUAUCAACAUUCAUUUUGGCUGUUGCUACCUCUGCAUCCGGCUCGAGGGGCUCCCCGUUCCCCCAGCCAACCCAUCCCCUGAGCUUAGCUGCCUUGGCCCCCUUCUGAGCAUUGACCCUGGUACAUAUACCUGGGUGGCUCAUGGACUGGCUGAUGACUGGGACCAGGAGGGCAGGGAAGAUCGACAAGAGGCUCCCAGAGAGGUGCAUUUCUUCAUCCACCACAUGGCCAUGGAGAAUAUUCCAGAACAAGUGCUGAGGCCCAGUACCCUGUUCACUGUGGAGGUGCUGUCUAAACAGCUUCCUGACCUCCGCAAGGAGGAAGCUGUGCAUAGGCUGAAGAAGGCCUCCCCACUGGUCAUCAGCAUUGCCCUGGGCCGGCCCAUCCCCCAGCUCUGUCACCAAUCUCACCAGCACUUCUUCCGCAGAGUGCCUGCCAGAAGGUUCCUGGAGCGGCCUGCCUAUGAUAUCCCUGGAGAACUUCUUAAGCUGAACCCCAGCCAGAACAAGGCCAUCAGGAGGGCGCUAGAGAGGCCAUUCACAGUCAUCCAGGGCCCACCAGGUACAGGGAAGACAGUCGUUGGCCUCCACAUCGUAUUCUGGUUCCACAGAUUAAACCAGGAGUGGGUACCAAGUAUCAACAGCCUUUGUGGAGAGGACCAGAGGGGAGGCCCUUGUGUCUUAUGCUGCGGCCCCUCCAACAAGUCGGUGGAUGUCCUGGCAGGACUGCUCCUGAGUCGGAGGGCAGAGCUGAGGCCCUUGCGGGUAUACAGUGAACAAUUAGAAGCUACUGAGUUUCCGAUGCCAGGUGUGGGCAGCAGGGGCCUACUCAGCAAGACCCCUCGGGAGGGGAGGCCAAACCAGAGACUAAGGAGCAUUACCCUGCACCACCGGAUCCGCCAGACCUCCAACCCAUAUGCAGCAAAGGUCAGGGCAUUUGAUGCCCAGCUACGGGAAGGAGAAGUGCUGUCUAGGGAAGAUCUUGUAGAGUAUAGAAGGGUCAUGGGCAAGGCCAGGAAGUUUGAGGUCAUGCAGCAUUCGGUCAUCCUGUGCACAUGCUCCUGCGCAGCCUCAGGCAGCCUGCAAAGCCUGAAUGUUCGCCAGAUCCUCAUCGAUGAGGCAGGCAUGGCCACUGAGCCAGAAACCCUCAUUCCCCUGGUGUGCUUCACAAACGUUGAGAAGGUGGUCCUGCUUGGAGACCACAAGCAGCUGCGACCUGUGGUCAGAAGUGAGCAGCUGAGAAAUCUUGGGAUGGACCGGUCUCUCUUUGAGCGGUAUCACAAGGAUGCCAUCAUGUUGGAUACACAGUACCGCAUGCACGAGGGCAUCUGCUCUUUCCCUUCCAUAGAGUUCUAUGACAGUAAGCUGAAGACCUGGCCAGGCCUGAGGCGACCACCAAGUACCCUGGGCCAUGCUGGCAAGACGAGCUGCCCUGUCAUCUUUGGCUAUGUGCAGGGCCAUGAGCAGAGGCUUCUGGUGUCCACAGAAGAUGGGCACGAGAACUCUAGGGCCAACCUAGAGGAGGUGGCAGAAGUGGUCCGCAUUACCAAGCAGCUGACCCUGGGCAAGACAGUGGACCCCAAGGAUGUUGCCAUUCUUACACCUUACAAUGCACAGGCUGCAGCAAUCAGCAAAAGCCUCAUGCAGGAAGGGGUCAGUGGAGUGACUGUGAUGUCCAUCACCAAGAGCCAGGGGAGUGAGUGGCGCUAUGUACUGGUGAGCACUGUACGCACAUGCCCCAAGAGUGACAUGGACCAGCGGCCAACGAAGAGCUGGCUCAAGAAAUUUCUGGGUUUUGUUGUGGACCCUAACCAAAUGAAUGUAGCCAUCACCCGGGCCCAAGAGGGGCUCUGCCUAAUUGGAGACCACCUGCUACUGCGUUGCUUUCCACUCUGGCGCCAUUUCCUGGAUUUCUGUGAGGCCCAGAAGAGCCUUGUUCCUGCCAGGCAGGUGCAGGUCCGGAGGAGGACAGCCGUGUCUUCCUGAAGCAUCCCUAGCUGCCCAGCCCUUGCUGUGCCAUGGUUGAAGAUAUGCCCUUCACUUUCCUGUGCCGAGGGCCUGGACAUGCAUCAGAUCGCCUUGACUCUGGUGGCCCCGGCUAGACAUCAGCUUGCUAUCUGCCGUGUACCUGGGCAGGGUCCUUGGUGACUGGCCAUGGCCAUGCAGCAAUGACAGCUUUGUAGGUAGGGGCAUCUUCAUGGGACAGAAGUAGGCCCAGUGCUGACCUUCCAGUUUGUGCCUAAACUUCAGUGGAGGGGAAAGAGCUGGAGGUGUGUCCCUUUGCUUCUAGCUAUGUGGCUUUAUCUGUACACUUAGUCCCAAGGAAGCUGCAAGGGAUCCCAGAUUUUCAGGAGACUCCUCUGCUCUUACUGUGGAGUCUCCAACAAGGCUACACUUUGACCUUAGGAUCCUUACAUUUUUGCACUGAGCAUCACGUAUGCAUUUGCCUUAUUUUAUACUCUUUAUUUUUCAAGGUAGGGUCUCACUCUAGCCCUGUCUGAUUUGGAAUUCACUAUGGAGUCUCAGGGUGGUCUUGAACUCAUGGCAAUCCUCCAAC
Messenger RNA from Jaculus jaculus (lesser Egyptian jerboa), 9392 nucleotides. It is a transcript of the gene Helz2, whose product is annotated as helicase with zinc finger 2. The record is from RefSeq and is a predicted model, not a curated record. NCBI's taxonomy places the organism in Eukaryota, Metazoa, Chordata, Mammalia, Rodentia, Dipodidae. Gene Ontology annotation, molecular function: metal ion binding; ATP hydrolysis activity; RNA nuclease activity. The transcript has 19 exons. Bases 119 to 8821 code for a protein of 2900 amino acids.